This is a messenger RNA of Musa acuminata subsp. malaccensis (wild Malaysian banana), 1419 nucleotides long. The record is from RefSeq and is a predicted model, not a curated record. Lineage: Eukaryota; Viridiplantae; Streptophyta; Magnoliopsida; Zingiberales; Musaceae.
AGGAAGACGAGAUCGAGAGAAGGAGCUUCGCUCGUCCCACCCAGAGUUGUCCCGUUCGUCGAAAGCCCCUACCUUUGCUCCUCAGGCGAUCGAUCCCGUCGUCGGACCCUGCCCCCAGGAAGUUUACAGUGGUUAAAAUCAUUAGGAAUGUCGCCAGCAUCCAAAUCUAAAUCAAAGGACAAAUUGUCCACCAAGGCAGCCAAGGAACAAGCAAAAGUUUCUUUAAAAACCUCUGCUGCUCCUCAUAACUAUGGAAAUGGUGCUCCUUCAAGUGCAUACAAUCCAGAUUUAGGGACAUUCCAUGCUUUUGAUACAAUGAUCUCUGGUUCCUUGACAACAGGCCAACACAACGGAUGUUUUAGGAUCAUAGAUGAAACAGAGGAGCAUUCUUGUAGUUCAUUUGGUACAGCGGGUGACUCUGACUCAAUGUCUAACCAUAAUAGCUAUUCUGGUGAGUCAGAGGAUCAGAAGGAGAAAAUUACAACUAGUAAUGCAGCUCGCAUAGAACCUGUAACCAGUUGUGAUACUGACAAGCGUGAGAAGAUUCGACAGAAAAAUGAGAGAAAGCAUCAACGUCAAAAGGAGAGACGGGCACAGGAGCUACACGAGCGUUGUAGUGGGUACCUCAUGUCUAGGAAACUAGAGAUGCUUGCUCAGAAACUAGUAGCAAUGGGCUUCUCUUCUGAACAAGCAACAAUGGCGCUUAUUCAAAAUGAAGGACGUGUUGAAGAGUCCAUUGCUUGGCUCCUUGAAGGUGGGGAAGAGAGUAAACAGCAAACCGCUGUGAACAUAGAUGGUGGUGUCAACUUGAAAAUUGACAUCACCAUGGAGCUUGCAAAAAUUUCAGAUUUGGAGGUGAAGUUCAAGUACACGAAGCAGGAGGUUGAAAGGGCUGUAGUUGCAUCGGAGGGUGACUUGGAAAAGGCUGAAGAGACUUUAAAGGCACAUAAACAAGAAUCAAAAGCACUUCCAUCAAAGUUGGAAGAGUCAAGUGACCCUGUCAUAGCAAGUGGUCUCGACAAUAAAACCAUAAUUUCUGUCCAAAAUGCAGCUUUAAGACCCCAGCAGAAGGAAGUGGCUUCGUUUCGCACUAAGCAACAGAGAAGAGGUGAGCGAGAUCUAAACCAUAUCAUAGCAGUGCCUGCGGGAGCUGUGGAGUCCUCAAAUAAGAAUUUGCAGUCUUUGAGAAAAAUACAGCCUAAGGCGGACUGGGGAAAACCACAAGUUGCUGCCCCGAUGGAGAAAAGGUGGCCGAGUACGACCUCUGCUCCAUCAAUUUCAAUCUCUUUGCCCUCUUUGCAGGUAGCCGCACCUCCAACUAAUCAAUGCGCAAUGGUUGGUGGAAGCUGCACCUUUCCUUGGCACAAGAAAUUCUUCUUGUCCUUGAAGAAUUUUGUUGCCAUGGCAUUUAUUGAUUGA